CAAGGAAGCGAACAAGGACAGGUUAUGCACUGACAUCUUAGAGAGGGAAAUGAGAAGGAAUACAAUGGCCGGGAGUGCCUCCAUCACUUCCCAUACAAUGGAUGAUGAUCUUCACAUGAAGCUGCUAUACCUGAAGAACAGAGUGGCAUUUGCAAGAUUAUUCUUCCCUACUGAAGCCAAGCUAGCCAUGGACAUUGGACAUACUGCAACAACACCAGAAUUCGCUGGUCUUGCUGCAUCAAAAGGUUCUGACGGGAAUUUGAGGGGGGCUGACCUAGAUGAGACACCAAUAAUGCAGAACAUAAGACUUCGUUCUAGGAUGGAAGCCCUAACGAAAACAGAAAACUAAUGCAGGAUAUGAAGCCCCUGAUACAUGGACAAUGGAAUCUGGUUCAAUCAUCAAUAGUAUUUCGUAAAAACAUUUUCAAAACUAUUCAACUCAAUAGGCACACUGAAAAUUUUGCGAGAACCCAC
Populus trichocarpa (black cottonwood) is the source of this 474-nucleotide messenger RNA. RefSeq names its product BTB/POZ domain and ankyrin repeat-containing protein NPR1-like. Gene Ontology annotation, cellular component: nucleus. Gene Ontology annotation, biological process: defense response to bacterium; systemic acquired resistance, salicylic acid mediated signaling pathway; regulation of jasmonic acid mediated signaling pathway. Lineage: Eukaryota; Viridiplantae; Streptophyta; Magnoliopsida; Malpighiales; Salicaceae. Bases 50 to 349 code for a protein of 99 amino acids. The transcript has 3 exons. The record is from RefSeq and is a predicted model, not a curated record.